This is a messenger RNA of Myxocyprinus asiaticus (Chinese sucker), 1062 nucleotides long. Its product is annotated as organic solute transporter subunit alpha-like. Gene Ontology annotation, biological process: transport. The record is from RefSeq and is a predicted model, not a curated record. Gene Ontology annotation, molecular function: transporter activity. The transcript is spliced from 7 exons. Bases 1 to 711 code for a protein of 236 amino acids. Lineage: Eukaryota; Metazoa; Chordata; Actinopteri; Cypriniformes; Catostomidae.
AUGUCUUUGCUGCUGUAUCUUGAAGAGAAACAAAAUGGUUUCCUCCUAAAGAAAACCACCAUCAUCUGGGUGAAUGGAGCUGCCCCAGGCUUUGCCACCAUGGCAUGUCUCAGAAUAUGGAUCCAAAGGGCUACUAUAUUCACAGAUUUGACCGCAAACUUAUACUUUGCAGUGGUAAUUUAUAAAUUCUUCACCCUAUUGCUGGAAGAGUGUGGAGGAGAAGAAGCAUUUCUAAAGUACUCUCAAGCAAAGAAUAAUACAUUGAUGAUCAGAACUGGGUCUUGCUGCUGUUGUUACCUUUGCCUGCCCAAAGUAUCUAUUACAUGUACAGUCUGGCCUGUGUCUUUGGUACACAUUGCCUCGCCUAAAUGCAUCUUCCAUGCAAUGAUUGUUUACGCACAGUUGGAGAUCACAGGAGCUGCUGUCUGGAUAAACCCAUUCCUUGGAGUCCUGACCAUUAUUGCUCUGUUGCCUGUGGGCAUCAUGUUCAGUCAUCUAAAACAGACUCUAUGCAGUUGCAAGAUUGUUCCCAAGUAUGCUAUGUACCAGCUGAUUCUGGUACUCAGUCAGUUGCAAGCAGCUAUAAUCAACAUCCUUUCCAUGAAGGGGUUCAUUGCUUGCUCACCACCUUUCUCUUCCAUUGCACAUGGCUCUAUGCUGCACCAGCAGAUGAUGAUCAUGGAGAUGUUUAUCAUCACACUCAUGGCCUGAAUACUGUACAGACACACCUACGAGCCCUUUACCCUGUGGCCACCUGAGAAUGAGAAUGAUUGCAACACAAGAAUCAGCUCUGUAACUACAGGGGAGCAUGUGGCCUGAAAGAAAGAAGGAAGAACAUGGGAGGCAGAAUAUGAUAUAUAUGCUGUAUAUAUAUUUGUGAGAGGUUUACAUAGUAACAUGUAUUGUUGCUAAAUAUCAAUGAUAUCAAGUGUUAGUUGCAGAAAUACAAGAGCAAAAAUCUAAUCAUAUUAAAGAUAGAACGCUAUGACCUUUUGGGUGGUCCUCACAAGGGAAAUGGCAUAUUAAAUGAUGUUUUUUGAAAAUGUAAAAAUGCAAAAAGGU